Acanthoscelides obtectus is the source of this 273-nucleotide messenger RNA. The record is from the annotation of a GenBank genome assembly. NCBI's taxonomy places the organism in Eukaryota, Metazoa, Arthropoda, Insecta, Coleoptera, Chrysomelidae.
AAGAUAUCCAGGUUUGCAAAGUUAGGAUGAUAUGUGGAUUGGAGAUAGAGGAGAAUGGUGAAAAAAUACACAUAUAAUGCUUCAUGAGUCACCUCCCACGUAACGGUCUUUGAAGAAUCAAGAGUAUUGGUGAUCUAUCCGGUUCCUAUGCCCAAGCAGCGUGAAGAUCCGGCAACACCGCAUCGUUCCCUACAUCGGCCGAUUGCAUUCAUUCGUUGCCUGACAGGUGGCUACACUGGCACGCAAUCGAAGAUGGCCGCGAUUUCUGAGUGA